AUGCCGCAUAAGCAUAAGCGCAAGCGCGAAGACAAUGAUAAAGCCGACUUCGAUCUCCCGCCGACCGCAAAAGCAGCACCACUCCCCGCUACCAGCAGACCCAAAGCCGUGGUUGCGCUCGACGACAAGGAUGGGACCGCGAAACGAUCCAACAAGCGGCGGAAGCCGAAUAGUGCGGGCAGUAAGCAGCACCAGGCAAGACCCAUGGACGACACACCCAAGCAGUUCGCCCGCAUGAUGGCGUUCCAAAACGAGGGCAAGAAGCUGCGCAAGGGCUUGGACGACGGCGUUGUUCAGAAACCCAAGGACGGUAAAAAGAAGCAGAAAAAGCAAUCACACAACGACACUAGCACGAACGGCACGCAAGUCGAAGCCGGCGCAGAUUCGACGAUUGCUACAGCACCAGCGGCAGUAGAUACUCCGGCCCUCAAGAUCCUCCCCAACGAGAAACUCCGCGACUUCGCCCUCCGCGUCGACCAAUCCCUGCCCCUCUCCUCCAUUCCAAAGCACUCCACCAAACCGCCUACAACCGAGGAAAAGGCCUACCUCACCAAACACAACAAGCGCCUCGCCCGUAUGCAGGCUGCAUGGCGCUCUGAUGAGGAAAGGCUGCGCCAGAAGGAACAGCAACGCGAGGAGGACGUUUUGGAUCAGAAAGAAGAGGAGGGACUGUUGUGGAUGGACGUGGAUGAGGCUAGGAGGGAGCGGAAGGGGAAGAGGAAAGGGAAGGAGGGAGAUAUCUGGGCCGAGUUGGUAACGAAAAGGAAGGAUGGGUUAGUGGGAGGGACCGGGGGAUUGAAUGCAGGAACGGCGGUGCAGGCGCCGCCUGUGUUGCGUGGGGUGAAGAAUUUGUUCAAGGAGCGGCGGGAUGUGAAGGCGAGAUGA
Molecule: messenger RNA, 885 nt
Organism: Cyphellophora attinorum
Lineage: Eukaryota; Fungi; Ascomycota; Eurotiomycetes; Chaetothyriales; Cyphellophoraceae
Exons: 1
Coding region: 1-885 (294 amino acids)
Source: RefSeq, a predicted model, not a curated record